Bolinopsis microptera is the source of this 2021-nucleotide messenger RNA. RefSeq names its product coagulation factor IX-like. Gene Ontology annotation, molecular function: serine-type endopeptidase activity; protein binding. Gene Ontology annotation, biological process: proteolysis. The transcript is spliced from 11 exons. The record is from RefSeq and is a predicted model, not a curated record. Bases 240 to 1781 code for a protein of 513 amino acids. Lineage: Eukaryota; Metazoa; Ctenophora; Tentaculata; Lobata; Bolinopsidae.
GUGACGAUCAUACUUGCUCAAGACUGGUUGCUUUGUUCUUCGAUAAGUUCGAUUAAUUUGAUAGUUGUUGUACCGUUGAUUCAGUAGUAGUUCACUGUUUGGAGGUCUGACUAAGAUACUGGUGAUUUUGGAACACUCUUAUUAUUACACGGAUCGAAGACGAAAUGUGACCUUGAAAUUGAGGAACAAUGAAAAAUAAGACACUCUAAAAUUUCAGUUUGUGCUCUUGUUAACAUACCAUGAAAUGGGUGAUCCUCGCACUGUUUCUCAUAUUUUCUAAACUUGGCCGAAUCUCAAGCAGUCAGGCAUCAUCAAAUCAUGAGCUGGUUCAUCACAGUGACUCUGAAGAUGUUCACAACAACAUCUUCAACACUUCUUCAGACCAUUUGAGAGGACUCAAACCAGAGAUUAGAUUGAACAGAGUUGCUCUGACACUGAAUCAGAGUUUAACGAGGAAUGUGGACUACCCCUCGGUGCGGGUGUACAACGGAGAUCCGGCCACAGUCGGCCAUAUUCCUUUCAUUGUCCGUAUCUACACCUACAAGAGUGGUUACCGUUACAUGUGUGGCGGGUCUAUCCUGUCAGAGCACUGGGUAGUAACAGCAGCGCAUUGCAUCCUGGACCAGGCUCAAUAUGAGGGUACUAACCACUCUUUUACUAUCCACGGCCCUAAUAUCCAGAUAAUUGCGGGGGACGUUUCAACAAGAUUGUACGAAGCAUCAACAGUUGUGAAAUCUGUAACCCAAGUUUAUACCCACGAAAACUACAACCAGUGGUAUCUCCAGAGUGACAUAGCACUGUUGUACAUAGAGGACGGGUUUGAUCUAACUUCUGCCAACAUAAAGAAAAUCAGUGUAGCAGAUUCUCAACCAGCUGCUGGCACUCAAGUAACUAUUGCAGGAUGGGGCACGCAGGAGACGGAACUGAUAGCAACAGUGCUCCAGUUUGCUAACUACACCGUCCCUGAUCAGAAAUACUGUCAACAGAUCUACCGUCGAAAAGGGUAUUACAUAUUACCGGGGAUGUUGUGUACAGGAGAUGACGAGAUGACAUCUCACAGUGCUAUAGGGGACAGUGGGGGACCUGUUUUCAGGGACCAUGGUAACGGCAACUUCACUCUGUACGGUUUGGUGAGUUGGGGGGUUGGGAAGAAUGUUGAAACUUACGAUUACGAUAUCAACUCUGAUGUGGCCUUUUACAAUCAGUGGAUAUUCAACAUCAUGGAGUCAUACAAACAGUACCGAGUGGAGUUGCACGCUGACACCACCACAAAGUGGUUGUCGUGGAGAAGCGGGACUGAUACUUUCAGGUACCAAGUCUACAAUAUCUCCUGUCAAUCUGGUAGAUUUGUUAAUGUAGUGAUCACAACACUGAUUCUUUCACAAGACUUUAGUAAUGUUAUCGUUAGAGACGGUAACCAAUACGACAGUCCAAUCCUUCUCGAGCAACAUCGUGACCUGGCUGAAAACCAAACUCUUAGUGUCACCUCGAACUCUAACAAACUACUAAUACUGAUAAGAACCACCAACUCCUUCAACUACAAACUAGUGAGAUUCUUCUACUCCUCAGUCUCCGGUCCCGCUAAAGUCUCUGAUCCACUUAAAUGCGGAGACCUAAUAUCCUGCUCUAACAAGUGGGAGUGUUACGACCCGCAGUACCAAUGUGACGGUGAGAUAGCGGACUGUGCUGACUGGAGUGAUGAGCAGUAUUGUGGGGCCUCUGGGAGUUGUCACCUGAUGGGUGCUGCUCUGGGAUUGUUGGUCAUUGUUUGGAGUUACUAAGUUACUAAGUUACUGAGUUACUAAGUUACUAAGUUAAUGAGUUACUAAGUUACUAAGUUACUAAGUUACUGAGUUACUAAGUUACUAAGUUACUGAGUUACUAAGUUACUAAGUUACUAAGUUACUAAGUUACUAAGUUACUAAGUUACUAAGUUACUAAGUUACUAAGUUACUAAGUUACUAAGUUACUAAGUUACUAAGUUACUAAGUUACUAAGUUACUAAGUUACUAAGUUACUAA